This is a messenger RNA of Neltuma alba, 2921 nucleotides long. RefSeq names its product glutamate receptor 2.7-like. The transcript has 5 exons. Gene Ontology annotation, cellular component: membrane. NCBI's taxonomy places the organism in Eukaryota, Viridiplantae, Streptophyta, Magnoliopsida, Fabales, Fabaceae. Gene Ontology annotation, molecular function: ligand-gated monoatomic ion channel activity. The record is from RefSeq and is a predicted model, not a curated record. The coding region runs from base 1 to 2778 and encodes 925 amino acids.
AUGGCACAGACAAACGGAAGCGUGCCGGUGAAAGUAGGAAUCGUACUUGAUCUUUCUUCUCCAGCAGCAAAGAUGGGGUUGAGCUGUAUCAAUAUGUCCCUCUCUGACUUUUACGCCUCUCACCCUCAUUAUAAAACCAGGCUCGUCUUCUUCGUCAGGGACUCCCACUCGGACGUUGUUUCUGCAGCUUCUCAAGGUCUGGAUCUCAUAAAAUCAGAGAAAGUGCAGGCCAUAAUAGGCCCAUUGACGUCAAUGCAAGCCAGCUUUUUGAUCAGUCUUGGAGACAAAGCUCGUGUUCCCAUCAUAACUUUCUCAGCAACAAGUCCUUCUCUCGCUUCCCUCCCAAGUGCAUAUUUUUUUCGAAUUGCGCAGACUGAUUCAGCCCAGAUGAGCGCCAUUGGUGCAAUCGCACAGGCUUUUGGGUGGAAAGAAGCAGUGCCAAUUUACGUAGACAACGAGUAUGGGAAGGGGGUCAUACCCUUCUUGACUAAUGCUCUUCAACAAGUGUAUGUUCGAAUCCUAUAUCAGAGUUCUAUUUCAGCUUCAGCCACUGAUGAAGAUAUCAGAGCAGAGCUCUACAAGUUGAUGACAAUGCAAACCAGAGUGUUUGUUGUGCACAUGAACCCCAAUCCGGGCGUGAGACUCUUCAACAUUGCAAGACAGAUUGGAAUGAUGAGCAAGGGAUACGUUUGGAUAGUGACAGAUGGUUUGGCUAAUGGAUUAAGCUCUUUGAAUUCCUCAGUCAUAGAAUCAAUGGAAGGAGUGCUGGGCGUGAGGACCUAUAUUCCCAAAACAGAGCGGUUGGAUGACUUCAAAUUUCGAUGGAAAAGAAGAUUCCUACAAGACAAUCCCACCCUUGUUGAUACUCAUUUGAAUGUUUUUGGAGUAUGGGCUUACGAUGCUGCCACAGCGUUAGCUAUGGCUAUUGAGAAGGUUGCCACCAACAAUCUUGGGUUUGCUGCGAGCAAUGGUUCGUCCAGUUCAACUGAUUUGGAAAGGAUUGGAGUUUCAAAAAGUGGUGAACAGCUGCGUGAAGCCUUAUCAAACACUACAUUCACAGGCCUCAGCGGAGAAUUCAGCAUUGUUAAGAGGCAACUGCAAGCUUCAAUGUUUGAGAUAUUGAACGUGAUUGGGAUUGGAGGAAGAACGAUUGGGUUUUGGACACCACAAAACGGAAUAGUCAGAAAUCUAGACUCAACUAACACCAAAAUAUAUUCUACAUCAAGUGAGAAUCUGGGUUCGAUUAUAUGGCCAGGGGACACGAACUCUGUUCCAAAGGGAUGGCAAAUCCCCACAAAUGCAAGGAAAUUAAGGAUAGGGGUGCCGGUGAAAAAUGGUUAUCCUGAAUUCGUGGAUGUAUCUCAUGACCCCAUCACUAAUACAACAAAGGUCACCGGAUUUUGCAUUGAUGUGUUCAAAGCAAUGCUGGAAGUUCUCCCUUAUGCCUUACCCUAUGAAUUUAUCCCUUUUGUCAAACCCAAUGGCGAGAGUGCAGGAUCAUAUAAUGAGCUGAUCAGCCAAGUUUAUUUUGGGAAAUUUGAUGCCGUGGUUGGGGAUGUAACAAUUAUAGCUAACAGGUCAGAGUAUGUGGAUUUCACUUUGCCGUACACUGAAUCUGGUGUCACAAUGGUGGUUCCAGUAAAAGACAAAAGGAAGAAGAAUGCAUGGGCCUUCUUAAAGCCACUGACUUGGGAUCUCUGGGUAACAAUAGCUUGUUCUUUUGUAUUCGUUGGGUUUGUUGUGUGGGUGCUUGAACACCGAAUAAACGGGCAUUUCAGAGGGCCCCCAUUGCACCAGAUUGGAACAUGCUUGUGGUUUUCAUUCUCGACCAUGGUUUUUGCCCAUCGAGAAAAAGUGGUGAGCAACUUGAGCAGAUUUGUGGUGAUUAUAUGGGUUUUUGUGGUUCUAAUUCUGGUUCAAAGCUACACUGCUAGUCUGACGGCACUUUUGACGGUUGAGCAGCUCAACCCAACUGUAACUGACGUUAAUUUACUCAUAAAGAAGAGAAUGAAUGUUGGUUACAAGAAAGGCUCGUUUAUGCGGGAAAUCUUGAAGGAAAUGGGUUUCCUCGAUUACCAACUUCAAACCUAUAAAUCCACAGAGGAAUGCAACGAACUCUUUGCAAGAGGAAGUGCAAAUGGUGGCAUUGCAGCGGCAUUUGAUGAAGUUCCAUACGUGGUGAAAGUCUUUCUUCAAAGUUACUGUUCUAAGUAUGCCAUGGUCGAGCCAACUUUUAAGACUGGCGGCUUUGGAUUUGUGUUGCCUAAAGGUUCUCCUCUCGUGGCUGACAUUUCAAGGGCAGUCCUGAACGUAACACAAGGAGAUAAAAUGAAGGUCAUAGAGAAUGCGUGGUUCAGAAAAAACAACUGUCCAGAUUCUGAUACCCCAAUUUCAUCAAACAGUCUUGGACUCGAAAGCUUCUGGGGACUAUUUCUUAUUGUAGGGGUUUCUUCUGCUGUGGCUCUAAUUUUCUUCGCCGUUAACUUCCUACAUCAGCAGAAGCAAAUCUGGUUAUGUAAUGAUCCCAGUACCUCAAAGUGGAGACGAAUUGGGAAGUUGAUAAAGAAGUUUGAUCAGAGGGACCUGAGUUCUCACACCUUCAGAAAAAAAGAAAUGCAGAGUAGGAGUGAAAAUUAUAGCACACAUGAUAUACCUGAGGUUGAGGCAUCUCCACCUACAGACUGCCCCCCAAGUCCGUCUAGUCAAUCUGAAUCAGAAUCAAGUUUCUCAUUUUAUAGUGAGGCUAGCCCAAAUAGGCCUCUGCCACAAGACACGUAAAUAAUCAUAGGGGACGCCGUACAUAAUAUAGUGUUUGUUAGCGUGUACAUUAGUAAGUUUUAGUACGAGACGUGUAUAAAUCAAAUCAACAUACACGACACUACCUUUUCCAUCCUAAAUAUGGAUUUAUUAUGAUCUGUAAA